UCCACGUCUUGUUCGACGAUCACGAGAUGCCACGUGGACGCCUGAGAGACGUGGAUCCCACGCUGACGUGGAAAAUUAGUGAGUUGCUCCGAGAGAAAUAGAGAGAGACGAGAGAGAGAGAGAGAGAGAGAGAGAGAGUUUAGAGAGUUUUAGAGAGAGAAAAGUGAACAGAUAUAGAGCGAGAAACAAGGCGCGGAGAGGCCGUCCGAAACAGGCAGAGAGAGAAAGCGAGACAGAGGAGAGAGAGAGAGAGAGAGAGCGAGCUGCUUGCUAUUCUUCCAUAUUUCGCUUCCUUUCUUUCCAAACGAAGUCGCGUUUCGUCAAACGCUCCUCUUUUUAGGGCAAAAAAAAAAAUUCAAAAAAAAAAAAAAAGGAAAAAAAAAUCAAUUUAGGAAAAUACACAGAGCGGCAAAAGACAGAUCACAAAAAAUUUCGGAGACAUUAUCUUUUUUUCAAAUUUGUAUAAUCAGAUCUUGCUUCUAUCUGUAAUCAAUUGACUCCAAUUUGAUCAGUUCAAUCCACCGAUUUGUUCAUCAGCAGCUUCGAGCACAAUUUCUCGAUUUUAUUUCUUGGUCAAUUUUUUGAAUUUUCUUCAUUUUUUUUGGUGGAUAGAAUUUGGGAUUUUUUGGGGGUAUUGAGCUCGGAGAUCCCACUAGAUUGCCCUAGAAAGGUUUGGAUCUGCCGGAGAUUUAUCGCCCGGAGCGAACAAUCGUCGGAUGAGAAAGGCACAUGUUUCAAAAAUCUCCUGGGAAAACGAUGAAAUGGGUAUCAUUGCUUAAAGACUUCAAAGAAAAGGUCGGUCUAUCUCAGUCUCCGUCUACCGCAUCUUCUUCUUCUUCUUCAUCAUCUGUCUCCUCGGCCUUUCGAGAUUACAAUGCCUCCUUAUCCAAGCAAGAUUUCGGCUCCUCAUCGCCUUCAAGAGACAAACAUGAACUUGAAUUGGACUUCAAGAGAUAUUGGGAAGAAUUUCGUUCUUCAAGUUCUGAAAAGGAGAAAGAAACGGCCUUGAAUAUGACUGUAGAUGUUUUCUGUAGAUUAGUGAAGCAGCAUGCUAAUGUAGCUCAGUUAAUUACCAUGUUAGUUGAAACACAUAUAUUCUCUUUUGUUGUGGGAAGGGCAUUUGUAACAGAUAUUGAGAAGUUGAAAAUUAGCAGCAAAACGAGAUCUUUGGAUGUUGUUAGAGUGUUAAGCUUUUUUUCAGAGGUCACAAAGGAUGGCAUCAGCCCUGGUUCAAAUUUGUUAAAUGCAGUGGAAGUCCUUGUAUCAGGGCCUAUUGAUAAACAAUCUCUCCUUGAUUCUGGGAUUUUAUGCUGUCUCAUUCAUAUUCUCAAUGCUCUUCUGGGUUCUGGUGAGGGGAAUCAGAAGCAAAAGGUUGCUACUUGUGUAGAACCAUUUUUGGCUGAGCAAAAGAGUGAUGAUAGUGUAGGGCAAGUUCGCCGGCUUGAGGUAGAGGGAAGUAUUGUGCAUAUUAUGAAAGCGUUGGCAAGCCAUCCUUCAGCUGCACAGAGUUUGAUAGAGGAUAAUUCACUUCAGCUACUGUUUCAGAUGGUUGCCAACGGGUCUUCGACUGUUUUUUCUCAAUAUAAGGAAGGUCUUGUUCCCUUGCACACCAUUCAGCUUCACAGACAUGCAAUGCAGAUACUUGGUCUUCUUUUGGUUAAUGACAACGGAAGCACAACCAAGUAUAUACGAAAACAUCAUCUGAUAAAAGUACUUCUAAUGGCUGUAAGGGAUUUCAAUCCUGAUUAUGGUGAUGCUGCCUAUACUAUGGGCAUAGUGGACUUGUUACUUGAAUGUGUAGAAAUGUCAUACAGACCUGAGGCUGGUGGUAUCAGGCUUAGGGAGGAUAUCCAUAAUGCACAUGGUUAUCAAUUUCUUGUUCAGUUUGCAUUAGUUCUAUCCAAAAAUCAAGGUGUUCAAGUUAUCGAUUCCAAGUCCUAUUCUGAUGAACAUUCUGCUGUGGAUGGUUCACAUACAUUUAAUGAUGUGGAAAAACAGGAUUUUAGAGGAAAAGGAGGGGACCCCUCGCCACAAGAUUUCUCGCCGGCACUCUCUAGAUUGCUUGAUGUUCUUGUUAACCUAUCUCAAACUGGUCCAGUAGAUACUACGGUAUCAGCUGGAAUCAGAGGUUCCAAGAAUUCUCACAACAAGCCUACUGGCCAUGGAAGAAGUAGAACAUCAUCUUCUGACCGGCUUGCUGAAGAAAUUUGGGAGAAAGGUGACACCAAGGUUAAAGAUCUUGAAGCUGUCCAGAUGUUGCAGGAUAUUUUUCUGAAAGCAGACAGCAGUGAACUGCAGGCAGAAGUUCUAAAUAGAAUGUUUAAGAUAUUUUCAAGUCAUCUUGAAAACUACCAGCUGUGUCAGCAGUUGCGAACAGUGCCACUCUUAAUCCUAAAUAUGGCUGGCUUCCCUCCAUCAUUGCAAGAGAUAAUCUUGAAAAUUCUUGAAUAUGCAGUGACUGUUGUGAAUUGCAUACCUGACCAAGAAUUGCUUUCACUUUGCUGCUUAUUGCAGCAACCAAUAACAUCUGAAUUAAAACACACAAUUCUUUCUUUCUUUGUAAAACUCUUGUCUUUUGAUCAACAAUUUAAGAAGGUCCUGAGAGAAGUUGGUGUGCUGGAGGUUCUGUUAGAUGAUCUGAAGCAGCACAAGUUUCUAUCGGGCUCAGAUCAACCUAGUGGUGACUCUAAUCAGUUGGAAAGAAAAUCCAGUCCAAGCAGCUUCAAGAAACAUUUGGACAGUAAGGACGCAAUUCUUUCUUCGCCAAAGCUAAUGGAAUCUGGUUCUGGGAAGUUUCCUCUUUUUGAAGUUGAGAGCACAAUUGCAGUUGCAUGGGAUUGUAUGGUUUCCUUACUAAAGAAAGCAGAAGGUAAUCAAGCGUCAUUCCGUUCAGCUAAUGGUGUGACCAUUACUCUCCCCUUUUUGGUAUCUGAUAUUCAUCGUCCAGGGGUCCUUCGGGUGCUCUCAUGCUUGAUUAUUGAAGAUGUUGUACAGGCUCAUUCAGAAGAAUUGGGUUCACUUGUUGAAAUUCUAAAGAGUGGGAUGGUUACAAGUGUUUUGGGAUCUCAAUACAGACUCCAAAAUGAUGCAAAAUGUGACACUUUUGUAGCCUUGUGGCGCAUUUUGGGAGUUAAUACUUCAGCUCAAAAGGUUUUUGGUGAGGCCACUGGGUUCUCUCUUCUUCUAACCAUACUCCAUAGUUUUCAGAGUGAGGAAGGGCCGACAGAUCCAUCUUCUUCAAUUGUUUACAUUAAGGUUUUUACGUAUCUGUUGCGUGUAGUGACAGCUGGAGUGUGUGAUAAUGCUCUUAAUAGGACAAAGUUGCAUGCAAUUUUAUUGUCCCAAAGUUUUUAUGAUCUUCUUUCGGAUUCUGGCUUGAUUUGUGUCGAGUGUGAAAGGCAAGUCAUACAGUUGCUAUUGGAACUUGCUCUUGAAUUAGUGCUUCCACCGUUCUUGGCAUCAGAAACUGCUGAAUUAUCUGAUAUUAUCGAAACUGGAUCAGAUAGUUUUCUUCCAAUUAUGCCUCCAGGUUCUGCGAUUCCAUAUAAGGAACGGGUGUAUAAUGCUGGUGCGGUUAGAGUGCUCAUACGCUCAUUGUUGCUCUUUACUCCAAAGGUGCAGUUAGAAGUGCUGAAUUUUAUCGAAAAGCUUGCACGUGCUUGCUCCUUCAAUCAGGAAAACCUCACUUCUGUUGGUUGCGUGGAGCUUCUGCUGGAGACAAUAUACCCCUUCCUUUCGGGUUCAUCACCAUUACUUUCCCAUGCUUUGAAGAUUGUGGAAGUCCUGGGCGCAUAUAGGUUGUCAGCAUCAGAACUUCGACUUCUUAUCAGAUAUAUUUUGCAAAUGAGACUGAUGAAUUCUGGUCAUAUUAUUGUUCAUAUGAUGGAGAGGUUAAUAUUUAUGGAAGAUAUGGCUUCAGAAAAUGUUUCUCUAGCACCAUAUGUAGAGAUGGACAUGCGCAAGACUGGGCAUGCUUCCAUUCAAGUGUCAUUGGGAGAAAGAUCAUGGCCUCCUGCUGCUGGCUAUUCCUUCGUUUGUUGGUUUCAGUACCAGAAUUUCUUGAAAUCACAAGCUAAGGAAACGGAAGCAUCCAAGGAUUCAAGUUCUAGAAAGAGGAGCAGUAAUAGUGGGCAGUUACAUGGGGCACAUGUUCUCCGUAUAUUUUCUGUUGGUGCGACAGACAAUGGGAAUGCCUUUUAUGCAGAACUUUAUGUUCACGAGGAUGGUGUUCUAACCCUUGCCACUAGCAAUUCUUGCUCCUUGUCAUUCUCGGGGUUAGAAUUGGAGGAAGGCAGGUGGCAUCACCUUGCUGUUGUUCAUAGCAAGCCAAAUGCUUUGGCUGGACUAUUUCAAGCUAGUGUUGCGUAUGUGUAUCUUAAUGGAAAGCUUAAACACACAGGGAAACUAGGAUAUUCUCCCUCUCCAGCUGGGAAGUCUCUGCAGGUAACCAUCGGGACGCCGGUUACUUGUGCAAGAGUUAGUAAUUUGUCGUGGAAACUUCGAUCUUGCUAUCUAUUUGAAGAGGUGCUCACAUCAGGUUCUAUUUGUUUCAUGUACAUUCUUGGUAGAGGAUAUAGGGGGCUCUUCCAAGAUACAGAUCUUUUGCGAUUUGUUCCUAACCAGGCUUGUGGAGGAGGUACUAUGGCAAUCUUAGAUUCAUUAGACACCGACUUGCCUUCUUCUAAUACGCAAAGGCCUGAGAGUGCUGGCAAGCUAGGGAGCUCCAAGGCAGAUGGCAGUGGAAUUGUUUGGGAUUUGGAAAGACUAGGGAACCUCUCGCUACAGCUCUCGGGAAGGAAGCUCAUAUUUGCAUUUGAUGGGACAUGUACAGAAGCUUUUCGAGCAUCUGGAACUUCAACUAUGCUCAACCUAGUUGAUCCAAUGUCAGCUGCUGCUUCUCCUAUUGGGGGUAUACCACGCUUUGGACGGCUUCAAGGGGAUAUCUAUAUUUGUAGUCAUUGUGUGAUUGGCGAUAGCAUCCGCCCAGUUGGUGGGAUGGCUGUUGUCCUGGCUCUUGUUGAGGCUGCUGAAACCAGGGAUAUGCUUUACAUGGCCCUAACAUUACUUGCAUGUGCACUUCAUCAGAAUCCACAGAAUGUGCGAGAUAUGCAAGCAUUCAGAGGAUACCAUUUGCUGUCUCUCUUUUUGCAUCGGAGAAUGUCAUUGUUUGACAUGCAGUCUCUUGAAAUCUUUUUCCAGAUUGCUGCUUGUGAGGCUUCUUUUGCUGAACCAAAGAAGUUGGGAAAAACUCCGAGUAUUCUGUCAGCUGCUGCUACUAUUCAUGAAGCCAGCUUUGAGGAUCUUAGUUUGUCAAAGUUUCGCGAUGAACUUUCUUCAGUUGGAUCUCAUGGAGAUAUGGAUGAUUUUUCUGCAUUAAAAGAUUCAUUUAGUCAUAUUUCAGAGCUUGAAAAUUCUGACAUACCGGCUGAAACAUCAAAUUGCAUUGUCCUGUCAAAUGCUGAUAUGGUUGAGCAUGUUUUGUUGGACUGGACCUUAUGGGUAAAGGCCCCUGUUUCAAUUCAAAUUGCAUUACUGGGGUUUCUUGAGCAUCUAGUCUCUAUUCACUGGUACAGGAAUCAUAACCUUACAAUUCUUCGCAGAAUUAACCUUGUUCAGCAUUUACUAGUGACUCUGCAGAGGGGUGAUGUUGAAGUUCCCGUCUUGGAUAAAUUGGUUGUACUGCUAGGAGUCAUUUUAGAAGAUGGCUUUCUGUCUUCUGAACUGGAACAUGUGGUCAGGUUUGUGAUUAUGACAUUUGACCCGCCUCAACUGACAUCACGUCAUCAAAUUAUGCGAGAAUCGAUGGGGAAGCAUGUAAUUGUAAGAAAUAUGUUGCUUGAGAUGCUAAUUGAUUUACAAGUGACCAUAAAAUCAGAAGAGUUGCUUGAGCAGUGGCAUAAGAUUGUCUCAUCCAAAUUGAUAACUUAUUUUCUCGAUGAAGCUGUUCAUCCUACAAGUAUGAGAUGGGUCAUGACUCUUCUUGGUGUGUGUCUUGCGUCUUCUCCUACAUUUGCGCUUAGAUUUCGCACCGGUGGCGGUUAUCAAGGUUUGGCACGGGUGCUUCCAAGUUUCUAUGAUUCCCCUGAUAUAUAUUAUAUUCUUUUCUGUCUGAUAUUUGGAAAGCCUGUGUAUCCAAGAUUACCAGAAGUUCGAAUGCUAGACUUUCAUGCCCUUAUGCCGAACGAUGGAAAUUAUGGAGAGUUGAAAUUUGUAGAACUGUUGGAAUCUGUGAUUGCUAUGGCGAAAUCUACGUUUGAUAGGUUGUGCAUGCAGUCAAUGCUUGCCCACCAAACCGGAAAUCUUUCACAGGUUAGUGCUGGUCUUGUGGCAGAGCUUGUGGAUGGAAAUACAGACAUGGCUGGAGAUCUUCAGGGUGAAGCUUUGAUGCACAAAACCUAUGCAGCACGCCUAAUGGGUGGAGAGGCGUCAGCUCCCGCUGCUGCAACUUCAGUCAUGAGAUUCAUGGUUGAUCUUGCAAAAAUGUGUCCCCCUUUCUCUGCUGUUUGCAGACGAGCAGAAUUCCUUGAAAGCUGUAUCGACCUUUAUUUUUCAUGUGUUAGGGCUGCUCAUGCGGUGAAGAUGGCUAAAGAACUUUCUGUGAAGACAGAAGACAAGAACUUAAAUGAGUGUGAUGAUACCAAUAGCUCCCAGAAUACAUUCUCUAGCAUGCCUCAUGAACAGGAACAGUCUGUCAAAACCUCCAUCAGUGUUGGAAGCUUCGGUCAAGAUCCCGUUAGUACAAGUUCUGAAGAUAUGCCUAUGCCCCAGACUAAUAUGGUUGGUGAUAAAGUAGAAAUGACUGUUACUUUGUCCCAGCAGGAACUGAAUGAACCACUGCAAGAUGUACAGGCUACUCUAAGCUUAGAUGGUGAUACUGUUGACCAGGUGUCCACUGCUACUUCUAGUGCUAACGACUUCAGUUUCCGUGAUAUCAAAGUCACACCAGAUCCAGUUGAGCAGGCAGAGUUUGAUCAAAAAAAAGUUCACCAGGCAGAUUCACAAAGUGCUACAUCUUUAACUAUGAUUGAUUCUCCCAUUUUAUCAGAGAAAUCUAUAUCUAAGACCCAACUAACACCCACUUCAUCCCCAGUUAUUGCAUUGACGUCUUGGUUGGGCAGUGCCAGUCAACACGAAUCAAAAGCUCAAUUAGCCACUCCUUCCAUGGAAUCUUCCGUGUCUAUGAGUGAAUCUGAUCCCUCUUCAGACUUGAAGUCCAGUUCUCAAGGAUCAUAUGCUGCAAACACAUUUGUUUUGGUUAACCCAAAGCUUUUGCUUGAAAUGGAUGAUUAUGGCUAUGGUGGUGGUCCUUGUUCUGCAGGAGCUACUGCUGUUUUAGAUUUUAUGGCAGAGGUUCUUUCUGAUUUUGUGACUGAGCAGAUGAAAGCAGCACAGGUUAUAGAGAGUAUUUUGGAAAGUGUUCCUUUAUACAUUGAUGCUGAAUCUGUGUUAGUUUUUCAGGGUCUGUGCCUUAGUAGACUGAUGAACUUCCUUGAAAGGCGUCUCUUGCGUGAUGAUGAGGAAAAUGAUAAAAAGCUAGAUAAGAGCCGCUGGUCUUCAAACUUAGAUGCAUUAUGCUGGAUGAUAGUGGAUCGUAUGUACAUGGGUGCUUUUCCUCAGCCAGCUUGUGUCCUGAAAACUCUGGAAUUCUUGUUGUCUAUGUUACAAUUGGCAAAUAAAGGUGGUCGGAUUGAAGAAGCAGCUCCCAUUGGAAAAGGACUUCUCUAUAUCACAAGAGGAAGCAGGCAACUUGAUGCUUAUAUACAUGCACUUCUAAAAAAUAUGAAUCGAAUGAUAUUGUAUUGUUUCCUUCCAUCAUUCUUGAUCACCAUAGGAGAAGAAGAUCUUCUUUCAUGCUUAGGUCUCCAAGUUGAAACGAAGAGGAGAUCGUUGCUGAACUCCUUACAAGAAAAUACAGCGGUUGAUAUAUGCACGGUUUUACAGUUAUUAGUUGCUCACAGGCGAAUAAUAUUUUGUCCCAGCAAUACUGAUACCGAUCUGACUUGCUGUCUUUGUAUAAAUUUGAUCUCUAUUCUCCGUGACCAAAGACAAAAUGCACAGAACAUGGCAGUUGACGUCCUCAAGUAUCUUUUGGUGCAUCGCAGGGCUGCGCUAGAAGACUUGCUUGUCUCCAAACCAAACCAAGGACUGCAUUUGGAUGUUUUGCAUGGUGGUUUUGAUAAGCUGUUAACUGAAAGUUUAUCUGCUUUCUUUGAGUGGCUUCAGAGUUCAGAACAUGUUGUCAAUAAGGUAUUGGAGCAGUGUGCUGCAAUUAUGUGGGUGCAGUAUAUUGCUGGAUCAGCAAAGUUUCCCGGAGUGAGAAUAAAAGGCAUGGAUAGUCGUCGCAAGAGAGAAAUGGGGAGAAGAUCAAAGGAAACCACAAAAUUAGACAUAAAGCACUGGGAGCAGUUAAAUGAACGGAGAUAUGCACUUGAAGUGGUUCGUGAUGCAAUGUCUACUGAAUUGCGAGUUGUUCGUCAAGAUAAAUAUGGAUGGGUACUCCAUGCUGAAAGUGAGUGGCAAACACAGCUCCAGCAACUUGUACAUGAGCGCGGAAUAUUCCCAAUGUGUAAGUCUUCCAUAAGUGAAGAUCCUGAAUGGCAGCUUUGCCCUAUUGAAGGUCCAUAUAGAAUGCGCAAGAAGCUCGAGCGAUGCAAACUAAAGAUUGACACUAUCCAAAAUGUUCUAAAUGGACAAUUUGAAUUAGGGGAAGUAGAGCUCUCCAAAGAAAAAAAUGAGAAUGAUCAUAAUGCUUCUGAUGUUGAUUCUGAUCCAUUUUUCCAUGUUUUAACUGAUAAUGCAAAGCUAACUUCUUCUGAUGGUGAGCUUUAUGAUGAAUCAAUUUUCAAAGAAUCAGAUGAUGUCAGAGAUGUAGCAUCUAGUAAGGCUGGGUGGAAUGAUGACCGGGCUAGCAGUAUAAAUGAAGCAAGUCUUCACUCUGCUCCUGAAUUUGGUGCCAAGUCCAGUGCAGUAUCUGACCCCAAAACAGAGAGCAUACAAGGAAUGUCUGAUCUGGGAUCUCCAAGGCAGUCUUCUUCUGUGAAAAUUGAUGAGAUGAAAGUGGCGGAAGACAAAUUAGAGAAGGAACUGAAUGAUAAUGGUGAAUACCUAAUUAGACCUUAUCUGGAGCCUCUUGAAAAGAUUAAAUUCAGAUACAACUGUGAAAGAGUUAUGGGCCUUGACAAACAUGAUGGUAUAUUUCUCAUCGGGGAAUUUUCUUUGUAUGUUAUUGAGAAUUUUUACGUUGACAAUUCUGGGUGCAUAUAUGAGAAGGAAUGCGAAGAUGAACUCUCUGUUAUUGAUCAAGCUUUAGGUGUAAAGAAAGAUUUUUCUUGCAGUAUGGACUUUAAUUCGAAGUCAACUUCAUCAUUGGGUGUGACGGUUAAGGCAGGAGUGGGGGGAAGGGCGUGGGCUUAUAAUGGUGGUGCUUGGGGAAAGGAAAAUGUUGGUUCUAGUGGUAAUCUACCUCAUCCUUGGAAUAUGUGGAAGCUUAACAGUGUUCAUGAGCUUCUGAAGCGUGAUUACCAGCUGCGUCCUGUUGCUAUUGAGAUAUUCAGCAUGGAUGGAUGCAAUGACCUCCUGGUUUUCCACAAAAAAGAGAGAGAAGAAGUUUUCAAAAAUCUGGUAGCCAUGAAUCUUCCAAGAAAUAGCAUGUUGGACACAACUAUUUCAGGAUCAACAAAACAAGAGAGCAACGAAAGCGGUCGUCUUUUUAAGAGUAUGGCUAAAUCUUUCUCCAAGAGGUGGCAAAACGGAGAAAUUAGCAAUUUCCAGUACCUCAUGCACCUCAAUACCCUCGCAGGACGAGGAUACAGUGAUCUCACCCAGUAUCCAGUGUUUCCAUGGGUUCUUGCAGAUUAUGAGAGUGAAUAUCUUGAUUUUUCAGAUCCCAAAACGUUCCGUAGGCUUGACAAGCCAAUGGGUUGUCAAACACCAGAGGGGGAAGAGGAAUUCAAGAAAAGAUAUGAGAGCUGGGAUGAUCCAGAGAUCCCUAAAUUUCAUUAUGGUUCUCAUUAUUCUAGUGCUGGAAUUGUCCUCUUUUAUCUUCUACGUCUGCCACCAUUUAGUACUGAGAAUCAGAAGCUGCAAGGUGGUCAGUUUGACCAUGCUGAUCGACUUUUCAAUAGUGUACGAUAUACAUGGUCAAGCGCUGCUGGGAAGGGCAACACAUCAGAUGUAAAGGAACUAAUUCCAGAAUUUUUCUAUAUGCCAGAGUUCCUGGAAAACCGAUUCAACCUAGACUUGGGAGAAAAACAAUCUGGAGAGAAGGUAGGCGAUGUUGUGUUGCCUCCAUGGGCCAAGGGCAGUGCUCGAGAGUUCAUCAGGAAGCAUAGGGAAGCACUGGAAUCCGACUAUGUGUCAGAAAAUCUGCAUCAUUGGAUAGACCUCAUUUUUGGAUAUAAACAGAGAGGGAAGGCAGCUGAGGAAGCCGUGAAUGUUUUCUAUCAUUAUACAUAUGAGGGAAGUGUUGACAUUGACUCCGUUACAGAUCCUGCAAUGAAGGCCUCCAUACUAGCACAAAUUAAUCACUUUGGGCAAACACCAAAGCAACUAUUCCUCAAAUCCCAUGUGAAAAGGCGGCCUGAUAGAAAGAUUUUUCCUCAUCCGCUCAAGCACUCUACCCAUCUUGUUCCGCAUGAGAUUCGUAAAAGCUCAUCUUCCAUCACUCAAAUCGUUACUUCCAAUGAGAAGAUUCUUUUGGCGGGAACAAGUAACUUGCUUAAACCCAGAACAUAUACCAAAUAUGUAGCAUGGGGCUUCCCAGAUCGUAGCUUGAGAUUUAUGAGCUAUGAUCAAGACAGACUCCUCUCUACUCACGAGAAUCUUCAUGGAGGCAACCAGAUUCAGUGUGCCAGUGUUAGCCAUGAUGGUCAUGUGAUAGUUACUGGGGCUGAUGAUGGGUUGGUAUCUGUUUGGAGGAUAAGCAAGGAUGGACCCCGUUCUGUACGGCGCCUGCAGUUGGAAAAAGGGCUUUGUGCCCACACGGGCAAAAUCACAUGUCUUCAUGUCAGUCAGCCUUACAUGAUGAUUGUUAGUGGAUCAGAUGACUGCACUGUAAUUAUAUGGGAUCUCAGCUCUUUGGUUUUUGUUAGGCACCUUCCUGAGUUCCCAUCUCCAAUAUCAGCAAUAUACGUGAAUGAUUUGACUGGUGAAAUUUUAACUGCUGCUGGAGUUAUGUUUGCUGUUUGGAGUAUCAAUGGGGAUUGCCUUUCAGUGGUCAACACAUCCCAACUUCCAUCUGAUUUCAUUCUCUCAGUGACAAGUUGUACCUUUUCUGAUUGGCUGGACACAAACUGGUAUGUAACGGGUCACCAGAGUGGAGCUGUUAAGGUAUGGGAAAUGGUUCACUGCUCUGAUGAGGGGAGUGCUCAAACCAAGCCGAGUAGCAAUUUGACAGGAGGGUUGGGGCUGGGUGGUAAGGUACCUGAAUAUAGAUUGGUUCUUCACAAGGCGCUGAAGUUUCAUAAGCAUCCGGUUACUGCCCUUCACAUUACAAAUGACCUGAAGCAGUUGUUGAGUGGAGACUCUGCUGGGCAUUUGCUUUCAUGGACGCUUCCAGAUGAGAACAUAAGAGCUUCAUUUAAUCGGGGGUGAUAGUGUAAAAUUAACAGCGGGUGUUUGAUACGUUCUUUGUCUAGCUGGGCCAGCUAUUGAUUCUUUAUUGAAACCUUGUACAGGUUUCGGUGUCCACAGCAUCUUCAGGGACAGAAUGAUUGUGUUUCAUUAUACAUGUGGCGGGAAAAGUAAGACAACGGGGCUGGCCUGGUUAUGGGACAGGAAAUAGAAAGCAUGAGAAGAAGAAACCUCUUGUAAGCAUCUGAUACAUGUCAAAAACCUACGGGGCAUGAUGUAUCCCCAGAUAUAAGGGUCGGCCCUCUUGUCAGGAUUAUGAUACAGGCAAUAUGUUAUGGUGGUUGGAUUUGGGUUGGCUGGCGGAGAGGGAAUUUGUUUUUGCACUGAAAGGUUACUGGAUUUUGUUGUAUAUAGAAGGGUAAAUGACUGUGUGUUAUGUAGCUGUGUAGAAGAAAGUGUUUACCAGUAGUAAAACGUUGGGGGAAAUUGAUCCGGCGAGUUUGUAAGAGGAGCAGGUGGUAGAGUGUGUUCCCUUUCAGCUUAAAAAUUCUUUUUGCAUGAAGGCAAUUGGGCUUCUACUCAUUUUUGUUGUAGAAUGUACAUUAUUACCUCCUCUCUCUCUCUCUCUCUCUCUCUCUCUCUCUCUCUCUAUAUAUAUAUAUAUAUAAAUUUACUCCAUGGAAAAUGCAAUUGGUGUUCGUCUAUGAUGAUGACGGUUUGUUUACGUGAGCAACCCUUGGGAAAGUGUAGUUUUCUGUUUAGAUUGAGGCAUUUAAAGAUCAUGAAACACUAUAUAUAUAUAUAUAUAUAUAUAUAUAUUGUUCAAUAGUUACUGUGGAUGCUAUUUAAGCAGGUUCCGCAGUUAUAUGUAGUGUUACUGAAAUGCUUUUUACCUUCCCAAUUUUCAAUAUAAUGGAUUCCAAUAUUUCAUGGUU
Molecule: messenger RNA, 12506 nt
Organism: Cornus florida
Lineage: Eukaryota; Viridiplantae; Streptophyta; Magnoliopsida; Cornales; Cornaceae
Product: protein SPIRRIG-like
Exons: 19
Coding region: 730-11592 (3620 amino acids)
Molecular function (GO): protein binding
Source: RefSeq, a predicted model, not a curated record